CACUACUAUAUAACAAAUAAUUUGAGGUUAUAGAAAUGGAAGUCAACCCCAACAAUCUACAAGCGUUAUCAACCUACCUCCAACAAACAUUAGACCCAAAUCCACAAGUCAGAAAAGAAGCGGAGAAGUUUCUAGCAUCAGUUGAAAGACAAAAGAACUUCCCAAUACUCUGCCUCAAUCUUGUCUCUCUCGAAUCAUGUGAUAUUAACGUCAGAGUGGCUGGGUCAGUGUACUUCAAGAAUAUGGUAAAGCGGCUCUGGAAAAUAGACGGAGAAGAUAAACUACAUACAGAGGACAGAAAUCAAGUUAAAACUCUUAUCGUAGAUCUAAUGUUGAACAGUCCCGAAUCAAUUCAGAGGCAGUUGAGCGAUUCCAUCACAAGUAUCGGAGCCGAGGACUUUCCGGAGAACUGGCCCAACCUUAUCAAAGGGAUGGUCGAGAAAAUGCAAACUAAAAACUUUCAUGUUAUCAACGGCGUCCUGCAGACCGCACAUAGUCUCUUCAAGAGGUAUCGUUACGAAAUGAGGUCAGACGAACUGUUCACCGAGAUAAAGUUUGUGAUAGAGAACUUCGGGGAAGCACUCACUCUACUCUUUGAGGAAACCUUGGCAUUAGCCGAACAACACGCAGCCAACGUGACUGCUCUGAAGAUAAUCUUCAACUCGCUGGUUACAAUCGCCAAAUGUUUCUACUCCCUCAACUACCAAGACUUGCCGGAGUUCUUCGAAGACAACAUGGCUCGAUGGUUCCCUAAGUUCCUUCCGCUCUUAAAACUGCAGAAUAAACUUCUUCAUACCGAUGAUGCAGAGGAAGUUGGCCUGCUCGAGAUGUUAAAGUCUCAAAUCUGUGAGAAUGUUGCCCUAUACGCUCAGAAGUACGAUGAAGAGUUUGCUCCUUUCCUACCUGGCUAUGUUGAGACCGUCUGGGAGCUCUUGCUUUCAACUUCUCAGGAGGUAAAAUACGACCUGUUGGUUAGCAAUGCCAUAAAGUUCCUGACAUCUGUAGCCGAGAGACCCCAAUAUGCCGACUUAUUUAGCAACGAGGACACCCUCAAGAACAUCUGCGAAAAAGUUCUUGUACCUAACAUGAAACUUAGAGAGUCGGAUGUAGAAUUGUUCGAGGACAAUCCGUUCCAAUACAUCAGAGCAGAUGUUGAAGGAUCGGAUGCUGAAACCAGGCGCCGUUCUGCAAGUGACUUCGUGCGAGCUCUCUGCAAAGUGAAGGAGCAAAGUGUUUCUACCAUCUUCUCUGAUUAUCUUGGCAACCUUAUCGGGGAGUAUACCAAGGAUCCAGCCAACAAAUGGAUGGACAAAGAAGCAGCCAUCUACAUAGUCAUAUCCCUGGCUGUCAAGACUAAAACUGAGAAACACGGCGCCACCACCGCCAACACUUUCAUCAGCCUCUCCGACUUCUAUCAGAACCAGAUAUGUGUCGAACUGACAAACCCUAACUGCCAUCCGAUAGUUCGAUCUGCGGCUAUUAAAUAUAUCAUGACUUUCAGGUCAACUCUACCGAGGGAGAUUACUGUGUCCACCAUACCCCUUCUAGCACAACUCAUUGGGGAUAAAAACAUCGUUGUGCACAGCUACGCAGCCUCUGCGAUAGAGAAGAUCAUGAUUGUCAAACUCCCCAACUUCACUGCUCUUAGUCCUGGUGAGGUGGCGCCCUGUUUUGAGGUUAUCCUCGCUAACCUUUUUUCCUCAUUUUCUGUGGACGGCAGCGCUGAAAACGAGUACCUAAUGAAGCUGCUAAUGAGGAGCGUCUCCCUGAUGAAGGAUCAACUUCCUCCACCCCUAGUAGAAAACCUAAUCACAGCUCUUACUGGCAAACUGGGCGAGAUUUGCAAGAACCCUAGCAAACCUCACUUUAACCACUACGUGUUUGAGACCUUCUCUUGUCUUAUUCGGGGCACUUGCAUUGGAAAACCUGAGAAAAUUGCAGGUUUCGAGGCGGUUCUCUUUCCAGCAUUCCAAGAUAUUUUACAAAAAGAUGUUACAGAGUUCAUACCUUACGUCUUCCAGGUACUAUCACUGAUGUUGGAGCUACAGAAUCGCCCGAUACCAGCCCAAUACAUGGCCCUCUUCCCCUUCCUUCUCUCUCCCCAACUCUGGGAACGACCUGGGUCCAUUCCUCCUUUAACUCGGCUUAUCCAGGCUUACAUCGAGAAAAAUCCAGAUGGAGUUAAGGACAGCGUAACCAGCAUUCUUGGGAUUGUUCAGAAACUGAUCGCUUCCCGAUCAAACGACCACUUUGGGUUCUACCUACUGAACACAAUGUUGGAGCACAUGGACAAAGCUGUCCUACAAACAUUCCUGAAGAGCGUAUUUUCUCUUCUCUUCCAGAGAAUGCAGUCAAGUAAGACAACGAAGUUUAUGAAAAAUUUCAUUGUGUUCAUGUCCCUGUUUGCGGGAAAGAUUGGGGCUCAAGCUUUGAUAGAAACAAUUGAUAGUAUUCAGCAAGGUCUCUUUGGGAUGGUGGUUGAGAAAAUAUUCGUCGCAGAACUACAGAAAAUUGCUGGUGAAACUGAGAGGAAGAUAACAGCGGUGGGAGUAACCAAGAUCCUCACCGAGGGUCCAGCCAUGUUAAACGACACUUACAUCAGCCUGUGGGCUGGGCUCCUCAAUGCCCUGGUUCACAUGUUCGAGGAGGGAGUUGACACUUCCACCCCUCAGGACGAACAUUUUAUCGAGAUAGAAGACACUCCGGGUUACACCACUGCCUUUAACCAGCUUGUCUUUGCCACUAAGAAACCCCUGGAUCCCUUCGCCGGUGCGGUAGCCAACCCAAAGGUUCACCUCGCAGAGUCGUUGAAGAAAGCGAGUGUGCGGUACCCUGGCAAAUUGCAACCUCUUAUCCAGAGUGGAGUCAAGGGACAGGCCAUCAACAAACUCCAGGAAUACCUCUUAUCAGCUAAUAUUGCGUCUUUAAGUUGAAUCUGAGGGGUGAGGACUGAGGAGGCCUUGUUAAGACGCCGAUUUUAAGUUUAUAUUCUCGUAUUUAAUGAGUUUCACUCGAAUGGCAGAAGCUGAACUUUUUUUUAAUUAUUUGUAAUUUUAAAUUUUUAGAAUAUUUAAAUUUAAUACGUAUAUAAUAUAAGGCCCGGCCUUGAUGUUUUAAAAGUGUGAAAUUAUGAGCAGUUUCUACCAAUCGACGCGACGGUUUUUAUAUUUAAAAUCAUACCCUUUAUAGUUUAUAUGCGUUUUGAAAUAAGUAAUUUACAGAUUUUUUUCCGGGGCUAUUGCGGGCACUUAGUGAUUUAAUUUAAAAUGCUAAGUUUUCUGGUCUGAAUGUCAGGAAACUAAGAAUAAAACUAGGGCUUUUCGAGUGUUCUCCAAAUCAUUGUAACUUCGAGUUCAGGUAUUCAAUUUAAAAUUGCCGCCCAA
Messenger RNA from Bolinopsis microptera, 3383 nucleotides. RefSeq names its product exportin-2-like. The coding region runs from base 36 to 2933 and encodes 965 amino acids. Gene Ontology annotation, cellular component: cytosol; nuclear envelope. Gene Ontology annotation, biological process: protein export from nucleus; protein import into nucleus. NCBI's taxonomy places the organism in Eukaryota, Metazoa, Ctenophora, Tentaculata, Lobata, Bolinopsidae. Gene Ontology annotation, molecular function: small GTPase binding; nuclear export signal receptor activity. The record is from RefSeq and is a predicted model, not a curated record. The transcript has 20 exons.